This is a messenger RNA of Aspergillus terreus NIH2624, 678 nucleotides long. RefSeq lists its product as uncharacterized. The record is from RefSeq and is a predicted model, not a curated record. The transcript has 2 exons. The coding region runs from base 1 to 678 and encodes 225 amino acids. NCBI's taxonomy places the organism in Eukaryota, Fungi, Ascomycota, Eurotiomycetes, Eurotiales, Aspergillaceae.
AUGUGUCCGUAUCAAGAACGUGCUGAGUCUGAGGACGGCCCGCCAGAACUCAGCGAGGAGAUCAAAAGUGUGCUGGCUACGCACCAGACGGCAUACGAGCGGAAUAUCAGCCUUGUUAGCUGUACUGGCUGGCAGACCGUCUGGCUGCGCACAUGCUACGACCCAGAUCUCGCCGAAAAAUACGAACAGAUGAAGUCGGCAUCCGAAAUCCCUGGAGGCGGGGUCUCCGGGGACAAGAUCCUGGACGACCCCUCCCGUUACAAUUUUGACGACGGUAGUGGGGACUCCUGGCGACAAGUAUUGGUUCGCGUGCCCGGGAUCACAGAUUUCUGCGGUGUUUGGGGCGUGGACGGCGGCGGCAGUAGCAUACGGUACCGCAGUGGGCAGGACGAUGAGGAGAUGAUAGCGGAGUACGAGCAGGGGGAAGAGAGGUGGCGGGAGGUCAGUCUAGCGGAGCUAAGAAUCCAGGUGGGCCUGUACCUGUUGGAUCGUGAGGCUAUCGAGUCUGGAUUGAUCAAGAUUCUCUGGCUGGACGAGCAUGGGCAGAUUGCCUGGGAAAACCGGUUCGAUGCUUCCACUUCAAGUUUGGCUCGGCUCACGGGAUGCCUCCUGAACGCCACGAGUUUGGUGGAAUUAGCCGGCUACAACGGCACCCGCAGCGCUCUGCUUCAUGGCUAG